CCCACUGCCUGAUGGGAAAUAAUAUUGACCUUUCACCCCACCCUCCAUCACUCCCGGUGUCACGGUGAAAAGGAACAUUUUAGGCAAAAACGCUGAAUUUCAGAACUACGGUUCGCCAUGGGAGGGUCCCAGAGUACGAGAAAGGUAACGUUAGAGCAAGGAGACAUGGAGGGAGUGGUGAAGGUGUCAUCAUCAGUAGUGAGGAGGAUGAGGGGAGAACCUGAGGAGGAACCAACACCUGCAGAUGCUCCACCAUCGGAGUCAGAAGCUGGCAGACCCAGGGAUGGUGUACCUAGAGAAACACUUCUUCCACACGAACAGAAAGCAGUUUUACAUGAAGCCUUGCAGGAGAGGGACAGAUACUGGCAAGACAAGCUUCACUCAGUGGAGGAAAAGAAUGCACAGUUGAACCAGCUGACAGUUGAACAGUUCAACAAGGCAGCUGAGGAAGUGGAGGCCAAGUUCAUUAAGCAGCACUACAAACCAGUUUGCCAGGACUUACAGGAGGCUGUCAUGACAUGUUACAUUGAGAACCCCAAACAGACCCUCAACUGUGCACAGCAGACCAAAGCUUUCACCAACUGUGUGGAAAAUGCAAGAUUGCAUUCCCUGAGGAGUGGUCUAGGUCACCAGGCAUAAGAGUAUGCUACAACUCAAGGCAUCAUCGUAGCUGGGACAGCAUUUCACCAGGACCAUUUCAAGAGUGGAAAGCAAAAUCUUUUAUGAUAAGAUAUUCUACGGUAGCCGGAAAUAAAAAAAGUAGUAACGUUUUUUUCACUUAGUGUAUUCUUACGAUAAGAAACCUGCAUGUGCAUGCUUGUGUACAAAAAGUUCUGAAGCCAUUUAAGUCUGCUCUCAUAUGUGUUGAUUUGAACACAGAAUGAGUUUGAAAAAGAUUGUCCAGUCAAGCCGCAGUUCAUUCUUAAGUUGCUAGGUGCUCAGCUGUGCAGAUGGAUGUCAUUUCUGAUAGAUGAAUUUAGUGCUUAUCCAUCCAUUUGGUAUGACUGUAUUACACUGAUUGCCAAUGAUCAUAUGUUAUGCAAGUUUAUAUCUGUAAAUGUACAGAUUUAGGUCUAAAUCUGUAAAAAUGUGUAACUUUCAACUCUUUGUUUCAAAGUUUAUGUCUUCCAAUGCUCUUGUCGAAAUGAAAAUUUCUACUUAAUAUAUGUUACAGAGGUAGCGCUGACAAGUCUGGCUUAUUGUUUGUUCUGUGCUUAUGUUAAGUGCUCACUGAAAAGUUUGAAUAUGAUCAAUGAAUAUCGGAGGCUUUGGCUAUAUAUAACAUAGAUCAAUAUCAUAUGUAAGCGCUCAGGUUUUCUUUGCAGCCUUUGGCAGCUGUUUCUGAGAAGUUAAAUGUGAUGUCUGUUCAAUAAAAAAAGCCCUAAGGUAA
Messenger RNA from Branchiostoma floridae (Florida lancelet), 1390 nucleotides. Its product is annotated as MICOS complex subunit Mic19-like. Gene Ontology annotation, cellular component: MICOS complex; mitochondrion. The record is from RefSeq and is a predicted model, not a curated record. Bases 118 to 639 code for a protein of 173 amino acids. Gene Ontology annotation, biological process: inner mitochondrial membrane organization. The transcript is spliced from 8 exons. Lineage: Eukaryota; Metazoa; Chordata; Leptocardii; Amphioxiformes; Branchiostomatidae.